AUGUCGUCCAGACCCUGCAAAGUCUUGACGCCAGAGGACGUCUCGCACUUCAUGGAGCACGGCUACGUCGUGAUCCCGGGGUGUUUCAGCCGGGCGGCGUCGGCCGAGUGGACGCGAGACGUGUGGACGCGACUGGGGAUGGACCCGCACGAUAAGACGACGUGGACGCGCGAGCGCACCAACAUGCCGGAGCACCGACGGCUGACGGUGGCCGAGUUCGCGCCCAAGGCGUGGGACGCCAUCUGCGACCUCGUGGGCGGCGAGGAGCGCGUCACGGACAAGAGCAAGACCUGGAGCGACUCGUUUAUUGUGAACCUGGGCACGCCCGAGGGCGAGGGCAAGGAGGUCGGUCCCAAGGAGCUGGAGGGGUGGCAUGUCGAUGGCGACUUCUUCAUCCACUUCCUCGACUCUCCGGAGCAGGCUCUGUUGGUGAUUCCCUUGUUCACCGACAUCCUCCCCAACGGCGGCGGCACAUGGAUCUGCACUGAAGGACCGGCGCGAAUCGGCAAGUGGCUUUAUGACCACCCCGAAGGCGUCACGCCGCACAUGAUGCCCGUCGACUCUCCAGAACCGACCGCCGACCCAGGCCUGAAAUUCUUCAACUCGGUCGUCCAGGAAUGCGCCCCGUCGUCCUUCCACGAAAUGACCGGCCAAGUGGGCGACGUGAUCCUGCUGCAUCCCCUGAUGCUGCACUCGGCGUCCAAGAACGGCCGCCGGCUCGCGCGCAUCAUCACCAACCCGCCCGUGAGCCUGAGGGAGCCGUUCAGAUUUGACCGUGGCGGCGAGAGCGAGAGCGAGAGCGUAAGGUCGAGCGCCAACGCCAACGCCAAUACCAACGCCAGCAAAGGAGACGACGACGACGACGACUACUACUACUACUCGCUCGUCGAGCUCAAGACGAUCCGCGACCUGGGCGGGCGCGAGAAACUGCGCGGCUGGAAAGUCACGGGCGAGCGGAGAGCCGUCGUGCCCGAGAGGUUGCGCGUGCAGGCCCGGUGGAUGGAGGAGGAGAACCGGCGGCUGAGGGAGCAGGGUGUCGACUAUGCGGAUCGCACACUGACAGAGGACAUGGUCCGCGAGCAGGCCAAGGGCUUGUUGGCCGUGGCUUGA
Molecule: messenger RNA, 1110 nt
Organism: Fonsecaea multimorphosa CBS 102226
Lineage: Eukaryota; Fungi; Ascomycota; Eurotiomycetes; Chaetothyriales; Herpotrichiellaceae
Exons: 4
Coding region: 1-1110 (369 amino acids)
Source: RefSeq, a predicted model, not a curated record